CGCCAGCGGGGACACGGAGCGGCGGGCGGCUGCGCCUCCGAGAGCCCGGCGGCGAGCGGCGGGCGCGGCGGCGGGGGGAGCCCUGGCCCGCGCCUGGGCCGGCCCCCCGCGCGCACCCCGCUCGCAGACACCCUCGCAGACACUCGUAGGCGCGCACGCGCACCCUCUCCCCUCCCCCGCCGCCUCCCGGCCGGACGAUGGAUCCCUGCAGAUCCCGGGGCUGAGCGCCGCGCAGCGCGCCGAGCCGGCCGGACCGAGCCGAGGCCAGCGAGCGAGCGCGCGGGCGCCGGGCGGACCGAGCCGAGCGGGCCGGGCCGGGCCGGGCCGGGCGGGCCGCUCUCUGCAGGGCUGUGCGCGGCGUGCCGCGGCGCCGGCUCCCGCUCCGGGCCAUGCGCCCCUCCGCCGCUCGCCUCUGAGCCCGCGUCCACCCCGCGCCCCAGGACCCGCCGCCGGCUGCCGGGGUCCCCAGGCCCCCUCAGGACCCCCUUGGCCAGGAUGGAACUGAAGGCCGAGGAGGAGGAGGUGGGCGGCGUCCAGCCCGUGAGCAUCCAGGCCUUCGCCAGCAGCUCCACCCUGCACGGCCUGGCGCACAUCUUCUCCUACGAGCGGCUGUCCCUGAAGCGGGCGCUCUGGGCCCUGUGCUUCCUGGGCUCCCUGGCCGUGCUGCUGUGUGUGUGCACCGAGCGCGUGCAGUACUACUUCCACUACCACCACGUCACCAAGCUUGACGAGGUGGCCGCCUCCCAGCUCACCUUCCCGGCCGUCACGCUGUGCAACCUCAAUGAGUUCCGUUUCAGCCAAGUCUCCAAGAACGACCUGUACCACGCAGGGGAGCUGCUGGCCCUGCUGAACAACAGGUACGAGAUACCGGACACUCAGAUGGCCGACGAGAAGCAGCUGGAGAUCCUGCAGGACAAGGCCAACUUCCGCAGCUUCAAGCCCAAGCCCUUUAACAUGAGGGAGUUCUAUGACCGCGCAGGACACGACAUUAGAGAUAUGCUGCUCUCCUGCCACUUCCGUGGGGAGGUCUGCAGUGCCGAAGACUUCAAGGUGGUCUUCACGCGCUAUGGAAAGUGCUACACGUUCAACUCCGGCCGAGACGGGCGACCUCGGCUGAAGACCAUGAAGGGCGGGACAGGCAACGGGCUGGAGAUCAUGCUGGACAUCCAGCAGGAUGAGUACCUGCCCGUCUGGGGAGAAACUGACGAGACAUCGUUUGAAGCCGGCAUCAAGGUACAGAUCCACAGCCAGGAUGAACCUCCCUUCAUUGACCAGCUGGGCUUUGGUGUGGCCCCAGGGUUCCAGACCUUUGUGGCCUGCCAGGAGCAGCGGCAGCUCAUCUACCUGCCCCCACCCUGGGGCACCUGCAAAGCUGUUACCAUGGACUCGGAUUUCUUCGACUCCUACAGCAUCACCGCCUGCCGCAUUGACUGUGAGACUCGCUACCUGGUGGAGAACUGUAACUGCCGCAUGGUGCACAUGCCAGGGGACGCCCCAUACUGCACUCCCGAGCAGUACAAGGAGUGUGCAGAUCCAGCGCUGGACUUCCUGGUGGAGAAAGACCAGGAGUACUGUGUGUGUGAAAUGCCCUGCAACCUCACCCGCUACGGCAAGGAGCUGUCCAUGGUCAAGAUUCCCAGCAAGGCCUCUGCCAAGUACCUGGCCAAGAAGUUCAACAAGUCUGAGCAGUACAUAGGGGAAAACAUCCUGGUGCUGGACAUUUUCUUUGAAGUCCUCAACUAUGAAACCAUUGAGCAGAAGAAGGCCUAUGAGAUCGCAGGUCUCCUGGGUGACAUUGGGGGCCAGAUGGGGCUGUUCAUCGGGGCCAGUAUCCUCACGGUGCUGGAGCUCUUCGACUAUGCCUACGAGGUGAUCAAGCACAAGCUGUGCCGCCGCGGGAGGUGCCAGAAGGAGGCCAAAAGGAGCAGCGCUGACAAGGGCGUGGCCCUCAGCCUGGAUGACGUCAAAAGACACAACCCGUGCGAGAGCCUGCGGGGCCACCCGGCCGGGAUGACGUACGCGGCCAACAUCCUACCUCAUCAUCCCGCGCGAGGCACUUUCGAGGACUUUACCUGCUAGGCCCCGCAGGCCACUGUACCAAAGGCCUGGAUGGGGCGAGCGAGGAGAGCAAGGGGCCCCCCGCUGCCCCUCACACCUGCCUUGUGGACUCACCCCCACUCCCAAGGCAGCCCCCCAUUCCUGGGCAAGCUCCUGCCUCCUGUCUGUGGUGAGGAAGGAGUCCCAGUCCUCUCCCUGUCUCCGUCCCAUUCUUUUUAUUUUUAACAAAACUAAACUAAUCUAAAGAAGAGAGAGCCCGGAGGUGAGCUCUGGCGGCCCUCUCGCUCCAUGCUGUCCCACCCCUACCCCAGCCUGAUUUCUGUCUGUCUGGCUCUCUCGCCUGUGUGUCCCACCCACAUUCAGCUGCCACUAGUCACCAAAACCCCUCCCGAGGGGAGUGGUGAAGGACAUCCUUGGGGUCUGGUAUUUGACUCCAAACCAGAGAAUGUACCUUGAAGGGGAGGGCUAGUUCGUGGGGGAGGGGGCUUCCCCAGCCUUAAGAGACCCUUUUAGCCCAGUGACCCCUCAACCCCCAAGUCUCCAGGCAGGAACUAAGAGCCUACAUCCUCUCCCCAAAGCUGAUAGGGGGGAUGGAGGAUCCCCUGAGGAACAGAUGGGGGCAAGAUGCGGCCCUGGUGCUGUAGGCUACAUCCUGACGUCAAUGGUCCAGUCCACAUCCCAGCCCGGCUGCUAGAGAGCAGCCCCCAAAGGCAGCCUCGAUGCCACCCCACAGAAGAUCCAGCUGGUCGACCUCCAGCUCAGGGAGGGGCGCCUGUGCCUGGCCUCACUGGGCUCUCUCCCGGACCCCUGCACAGGGUCCAAGUCCAUAAAUUUUCUUAUGGAACUCUUCCCCGUCCCCUUCCCCACUUCAUCUGCUUCUCUCAACAACCUCAUCUGCAUUUUCUAUUUCUAUAUGAUACAGACUCUAUAUUGCUAUAUCUCUGUAUAUACUUUUCCCUGACUGUCUGUCUUCACCCCAUCCCCUCUUGUCUCUGAGAACCAUGCUCCCACCUUGUCCCCUUUCUAUGUUUCUGUCCCCAUUCCCCCUCCCCCCUUGGUCUCUGAAUGCCUUCGCCUGUAUAAAGAGUUGACUCUCUCCCCUGGUGUCUGUACUGUGUACACACAUCCCUCUGAGAAGCACAAGGAGACGACACGCGCAUUGUAACCUUCGCACUGUCUCGGUGGCGACAUAAAGGAAGCUGUGAAUCACAAGCUCUGCCUCUUUCUGGCCUCACCUUACCCCCUGGCCCGGCACCCUCUACCCACCCGCCCUGCGGCCUUAACAUCCUUUCCCCUGCCCCACCCAAACCCAAUGCUCUUUACCUGGCUGGUGAUUGCCUCCCUAGGGAAGGGCUCGCUACACUGAGAACCCACGCCCACACCGUGGAGAUGGGUUCUGUGCGCUGAGCCAAGGUGUCUGAGACAGUGGUGCCUGCAGGUGGAGCGGCAGGUGCUGACUGGCAGAAGCGGUGGAAGGGGCCUUCAGUGGCCUUGUUUUCCUGGGUGCCCAGCUCCUUUCCUGGCCUAAUCUUUGAGCCCACCACUUCUGUAUCCUGGACAGGUAGGGCUUGUAGUGAGAGGAAGGAAAGAGGCCUAGAGGUUAAGCUGAAUUUUCUUCUAUUCUGUCCCUUCCUACCUUAAUGAGGGACAAGUGAGGUGCUGGACCUGCCACGGCCCCUCCAUGAGGCAUGAGGGCCGGAGCCCUGCCCCUUCCAGGCCUUCUCUGCCCAUCUGCCUCUUCGACCCUAGAACAGCACCUGGGGCGGGUCAUCAGUGGGUCUGGAGCUGAAGCUGAACACUUCUCUGGGAUCACUGAGAAGUGUUGGCUCCUUCGUUAUUCCUUAGAGACCAGAUCUCUCCAGGGGGAAGCAGGAGCAAGGCCAAUGGGCACACAGCAGGAGAACAGCAGGCAGGGCUAUGGGUGACGCAUGCCUCUGGUCUAAUAAACUGGGUUUCAAACA
Sorex araneus (European shrew) is the source of this 4019-nucleotide messenger RNA. It is a transcript of the gene ASIC1, whose product is annotated as acid sensing ion channel subunit 1. The coding region runs from base 496 to 2079 and encodes 527 amino acids. NCBI's taxonomy places the organism in Eukaryota, Metazoa, Chordata, Mammalia, Eulipotyphla, Soricidae. Gene Ontology annotation, cellular component: membrane. The transcript is spliced from 12 exons. Gene Ontology annotation, biological process: sodium ion transmembrane transport. The record is from RefSeq and is a predicted model, not a curated record.